This is a messenger RNA of Truncatella angustata, 1620 nucleotides long. Its product is annotated as heterokaryon incompatibility protein-domain-containing protein. The coding region runs from base 1 to 1620 and encodes 539 amino acids. The record is from RefSeq and is a predicted model, not a curated record. The transcript has 10 exons. Gene Ontology annotation, molecular function: protein binding. NCBI's taxonomy places the organism in Eukaryota, Fungi, Ascomycota, Sordariomycetes, Amphisphaeriales, Sporocadaceae.
AUGAAACUACUGCAACGAGGUGAUGAUGGCAGCUACAGCCUAACCCAGAACCUCUCCUCCGACAACAUUGCCCCCUACGCAAUUCUAUCCCGCACUUGGGGGCAAGAUGAGGUGGUCUUCGCUGACCUGGCGAAGGCGGCGAAUCAUUGGCAACGGAAGGCUGGUUACAGCAAGAUCAAGUUCUGUGCGGAACAAGCGGGACGCCAUGAUUUGCGACAUUUCUGGGUCGAUACUUGCUGCAUCGACAAGUCCGACAGUAUAGAGCUUCAGACUGCGAUCAACAGCAUGUUCCGAUGGUAUCAAAACGCGAAAAGAUGCUAUGUCUAUCUAGCAGAUGAUAUGGCCUUCCGAAACAGCAGAUGGUUCACACGUGGGUGGACACUCCAAGAGCUCAUCGCCCCGACAUCAGUAGAUUUCUAUUCGAAAGAAGGGGUUUGGUUAGGCGAUAAGCAGUCACUAAAUCAUUUAAUCCGCGAUGUUACCGGCAUUCCUGCGCGUGCUCUCUAUGGCACCCCAUUGUCUAACUUCACCAUUAUGGAACGUGAAGCAUGGGUCCACAAUCGCCAAACAAAAUUUGAGGAGGAUAUCGCGUAUUCGCUCCUUGGGCUAUUCGACGUUCACAUGCCCUUAGUCUACGGCGAGGGGCGAGAGAAGGCACAGAGACAGCUGCGAGAAGAAGUCCAGAAAGCUGUAAAGGGAGCGCGAACAAACGAUUUCUCUGUUACCUUUAGUCUGUCUAACGUCCCUGAGACCCAACAUUUCGUCGCACGAGAAAGUGAAAUAGCAGAAAUACGCAAAGCAUUAAGCUCGGAUGGAAGCCGUCGCGUCGUUGUCCUCCACGGUCUCGGCGGUAUCGGAAAGACACAACUCGCCGUCGCAUAUAUAAAGCGGUAUCGAGAUGAAUAUUCUGCCAUAUUCUGGUUUAACAUUAAGGACGAAGCGCAGAUUCUACAACAACAUCCUGAUACUAGCCGCUUAAGUGUACUAAACUUACAACAAAAUCAAGAAGAGUUAGUCGAAGCUGUUAAGGCAUGCUCGAAUCGACGGACGAUAGUCUCGAGAUUUUAUUAUCAACCUCAGGCCGAGAUAGUUGACAAGAUGCUAUUAGAGGCGGAAAACAUGAAUUUACGGGCGCUUCGAGGGUAUGAGAAGGCGUGGGGACCGGAUCACAUAUCGACACUAGACACGUCGUGGGGAUCGGAUUACAUAUCGACACUAGACACGGCCGAGGACAUGUAUUUACGGUCGCUUCGAGGGUAUGAGAAGGCGUGGGGACCGGAUUACAUAUCGACACUAGCUACGGUGAACAACCUAGGGAACCUUUACAAAGACCAAGGCAAGCUACAAGAGGCCGAGGACAUGUAUUUUCGGGCGAUUCAAGGGUAUGAGAAAACUAUUGGCGCGCAGAACAUGAAAAGAUACCAGCCAGCAAUCACCACUAUGUGGGGCCUCGGAGCUUUACUAUGGGAGCAGGGCAAAGCAGUCGAGUCCAGAAUAUAUUAUCAACGUGCUUACGACAAUCUUGAAGCGAUACUCGGACCUUUACAUAGAGACGUUCGAUCAUUACAAAAUGUUCUACGAGAAUUGAACGAGACAACAGCGGGUGAGUCCAAGAGGUGA